GAAGAUAUGGGAGUGACAAACAUAGCACCAGUUGUGAGCAAGAUCUAUUGCUGUUCCUCUCAGACUACAUUGAUGGUGAGGAGGCGACCUCGUAUGGUGAAUGGAGGUGGCUUUGUGGUCAUGAAUGCUAAUCAGAAUGUGGUUUUCAAGGUUGAUGGUUGUGGAAUCCUGGGCAUCAAGGGAGAGUUGAUUCUAAGGGAUGGAGAUGGAGCUCCAAUACUUCUCAUUCAUAAAAAGGGAGGCGUAGUGCAAGCAUUAAGUGCUCACAACCUAUGGAACAGUUACGUAAUGGACUAUGAAGAACCAAGCAAGUUAGUUUUUAGCUUGAGAGAGCCAAAAUCACGUCUUCUGAGGAACGGUUCUAUAAAGAUCUCAACUGAUACAAACGGGCGAAACAAGGACUGGGGCUUCGAAGUGAAGGGAUCAUUCAUCAAGAGGGCUUGCACCAUCAAUGAUCGAAGAGGCAACGUUGUUGCCCAGGUGGGUCUCAUGGAAAUGAUGGCAAACAAGGAUUUCUACCAUGUGGUGGUGCAACCAGGCUAUGACCAGGCCUUCGUCAUUGGAGUGAUAGCUAUUCUUGACAACAUACAUGGGGAGUCCACCAGGUGUUGAUGGGAAUGGAGGAAGAAUAGCUGCAAGUUACCUCUUGUUAUCAAAGAUAUUGGGAGAGCAAUCCAAACAGAGUUGGGAGCUAUACAAAAUUAUAGAAGCUGCGUGUGGAAACUGAACAUGGAAGUGUGGAUAGGCCUCCAGGAUCCAUAGGAUUGCCCCUCAGUCAUGGAUCAUUACAUUCCAAGGUUGUAGUUGUUCUUUACAACCUGAGAUGAUCCAUAAUUAUCAUCAUUAAAUAAACUUACCAUUGUUUACGAUCAAUGAUUAGCUAAUACAUGGUAGGUGGAGCCAAAAAAAAAUGUGUGUAAAUAAUGUGGGAUUAUUCGUUUUCAAGUUAAAGGAGAGAGUUCUGGUAGCUUCUCUUUUG
This is a messenger RNA of Elaeis guineensis (African oil palm), 979 nucleotides long. RefSeq names its product protein LURP-one-related 6. Lineage: Eukaryota; Viridiplantae; Streptophyta; Magnoliopsida; Arecales; Arecaceae. The record is from RefSeq and is a predicted model, not a curated record.